GGCAAGAGCGCGAGACAGGAACAAGAAAUCAGUUCGGCAAAAAAGUCAUACCUGGCACUCUGCGCUGCAUCUUUCACGCUCGUGGGAACUGCUGUAGCGUGCUCCACGUUCGGCACUGCAACAUCUCGCAUCGAAAACAAGCGCCCCUUCAAAUCGCCAAGAUGCCCGAUCAGGAUCAGUUCUGGCUUCUCGACCGCGGGGGAUUGAAGUUGUCACCAUGGCCUGAUUUUAUUCCCCUCGACCCUAGCGACAGCGACAGCAAUAACGACGGCGACAAUUCGUCCGACGCCCGAACUUCAUCGCCCUCACUCACCAGCACAUCAAUCUCGCGCGACUUCCACAGAAAUGGCCGGGCUAAAUUACGGGUUGAUGGUUCCAAGCAUAAAACCAUGGAGAAUGCCACGCCCGAUGAUGGGGUUGAUUACGGGGAAAACGGAAGGUCGGGCCAUGAUGAAAACGGACAAUAACUCACUGUUGCUGUUCACUCGCCACCCACGUUCCGAUCCGCAGAUGGAUGUCUCGUCAAUUUUGGACGUAGAGCAGUU
Molecule: messenger RNA, 545 nt
Organism: Chaetomium fimeti
Lineage: Eukaryota; Fungi; Ascomycota; Sordariomycetes; Sordariales; Chaetomiaceae
Exons: 1
Coding region: 162-467 (101 amino acids)
Source: RefSeq, a predicted model, not a curated record